This is a messenger RNA of Panicum virgatum (switchgrass), 1253 nucleotides long. RefSeq names its product bifunctional epoxide hydrolase 2-like. The coding region runs from base 109 to 1068 and encodes 319 amino acids. Gene Ontology annotation, molecular function: hydrolase activity. The record is from RefSeq and is a predicted model, not a curated record. The transcript is spliced from 5 exons. Lineage: Eukaryota; Viridiplantae; Streptophyta; Magnoliopsida; Poales; Poaceae.
UGGAAUGUCACAGAAUCUGCGUAGGAGCUUAUCAUAUUCCCCAUCCGUGGCCUCCCCAUUUAAGCUGAAGCACAUCUCGCGCUGUCCGUCCUCGAGGAGCAAGCAGCGAUGGCGCAGGAGAUCGAGCACACCCACCUCCCCAUCCGCGGCAUCAACAUCCACGUCGCGCAGGUCGGCAAAGGUGAGCUUGGGACGGUGGUGUUCCUGCAUGGUUUCCCGGAGAUUUGGUACUCGUGGCGCCACCAGAUGCUGGCCGUGGCCGCGGCGGGGUACCGCGCCAUCGCGCCGGACUGCCGCGGGUACGGCCUCUCCGACCAGCCGCCGGAGGGCGAGGAGGCCUCCUGGUCCUGGGAGGACCUCGUCGCCGACGUGCUCGCCAUCCUCGACGCGCUCGCCGUCCCCAAGGCGUUCGUGGUGGGCAAGGACUUCGGCGCGGUGCCGGCGUACGAGUUCGCGCUGCAGCACCCGGGCCGCACCGCCGGCGUGGCGUGCCUCGGCAUCCCCUUCAGCCCCGUGCCCUUCUCCUUCGAGGCCACCAUGCCCGAGGGCUUCUACAUCCUGCGCUGGGGCGAGCCUGGCAGGGCGGAGGCGGACUUCGGCCGGUACGACGCGAGGCGGGUGGUGCGCACCGUGUACGCGCUCUUCGCCGGCGCCGAGGUCCCGGUGGCCGGGGAAGGCCAGGAGAUCAUGGACCUCGCCGACCUGUCCACGCCGCUGCCGGAGUGGCUCGCCGAGGAGGACCUCGACGCCUACGCCGCGCUCUACGAGAAGUCCGGCUUCCGCUACCCUCUCCAGAUGCCGUACAGGUCUUUGCACAAGAUGCCGAACCGGCUGGACGCCAAGUUCCAGGUGCCGGUGUUCAUGGUGAUGGGGGAGAAGGACUACUGCCUCAAGUUCCCGGGGUUCGAGGCCGCGUUGCGGGGCGGCGCCAUGGAGAGCUUCGCGCCGGACCUGAAGAUCGCCUACAUCCCGGAGGGGAGCCACUUCGUGCAGGAGCAGCUGCCGGAGCAGGUCAACGAGCUCCUCCUCGGCUUCUUCAAGGACCACCCCACGGUCGCUGUCGCAUAAGGAGAGCGAGCGAGCGAGAUUCGAGAGUAACAUUUGCCGCUGGCUUGGUCUGAAUUUGUCAAUGAUAAAAAUGUACUUGAUCCUAUUUCUCUCACUCGAUGAUUGCCGUGUUUCACUCGGUAAUAGGGGAUCAAAGUAAACAACGCGUGUUUAGUACCUGCAAAUAAACGAAUGGUGUUUCUUCA